UUCCACUUUCUCUAAUAACAAAACUUUUUAAUAACUAAAAACAGAAAGCGUAGAAAGACUGGAAAAGACGACGACGUCUCCUCCUUUCUCCGUGCCGUAUUUGCCAAAGACGCCGAGACGACUUUCUGUACAAAGAAGAAGAAAGAACAGAAAAACACAAAAUCCCGAAAAUCCAUGAAGAAGAAGCAUCGGAUUUCUAGACUGUAAAUUAUUGGUGUUUAAGUAAAAGGGUGAAAUUUCAGCAAGUCAAAGUCCAUCAGAAAAAAAAAAACGAAUGGCGGGUAACGAUGGAUCAUCAUCCCGAGCUCCGGCGAGGCCGACCAUAAGUUUGCCGCCGAGGAGUACGAUGGAGAGUUUGUUUACGGGUGGGUUGAGCGGUGCAAGCCCCGGCCCGAUGACUUUGGUGUCGAACUUUUUCAACGAUUCGGACCCUGACUGCCGCCCCUUCUCUCAGCUACUCGCCGGCGCUUCUCCGGUGCCGGUUCCGUCUGUCAGGCAGAGGUUUCAGCAGAAUGAGAGUUCGAAUCCCGGGGGAAAAGAGGUUGGCGGCGGCGGCGGCCCUGAUGCGGAUUUUAUGUUUAAGCAGAACCGGCCUGGUGGUUUGAUGGUUUCGCAGCCGGCGAUGUUUACUAUACCCCCCGGUUUGAGUCCUGCAACCUUGCUUGAUUCGCCGGGGUUCUUCUCGACUGCACAGGUACUUAAGCGAAAUGAUGUUGUUAAGCGAUUUUGCUUGUUCCAAUUCUUCAUGAAUGUUGCUAAUCACAACAUUUUUGAACUGUUCAAUUCUGAAAUUGAAAGUUUGAGUGUGAUUGUGUCCUGAAUUCCCCCUUUUCUGCCAAUCCAAGCGUCUCGGUCGAUGUGUUGACCAUUGUUUCGCCUGUAUUUUGCUGAUAAUCAUAGCUUAGUCAUGAAGUGAAGUCAAUUGUUUAGUUCAUAAAAUGAUGGGGAAUUAUAAAGUUACUUUCUUUGGUUAAAGACAGCAUUAGCUUUAGACUGUGCUGGUGUGUUGCCUUCUUUUAUCAUAUCAAUGAAGAUCAAGAUUAGGCCAUUUGAAUCUCCUCCUUUUAGUAGUUUCUGUUUUUAGAUACAUGGAUUUAUAGAUUUUGGUGCUUUGAUUGUUGGUAAUGAUGGUCAACUAAGCUUCGUAUUGACUUGGAGAUCCUUCUAUCUGAAUGUUUCUACAGCAUACCUGUAGGUUUUAGUUUUUCCCCAUGUGGAAUUAAUGAGGUUCCUCGAGGCAUUGUCUCACCACCCGUUUAGGAAGUCCCAUGUGCACCAUAAUUAUUUUCCCUUUUCUGGUAUGUUAAUGUUUCCAGCAUUAUGUUUGUGAAUUGUGUGUCAUACUUGGAGAGGUGUUCUUGGGGGUUGGAGGACAAUGAUCUUGGUAGUCGUCAUAUUUAUUAUCUCGAGCUCAGUUCUUGGGAUCUUCUGUUUUCUUUUGCUUUAUGUUCGUCCGUGUGGGUGAAGGUUUUAGGGGUUUGUGGAUUGCUCUGCUUAAUUUUACUAAACUUGAGCUUUUCUUUGUUUUCCGCGACCUGUCUGAACUAUUAAUUUGUAGUCUUUUGAUCGAACAGGGCCCUUUUGGAUUGUCCCACCAGCAAGCUCUUGCUCAAUUUACGGCUCAGGCUAACCAAGGUCAAACCCAGUUGCACAUGCCUGCUGAUUAUCAAUCUUUUUUGGCAUCUUCUGCUCCGUCUUCAUCACAGAUUCAGUCGCUUAGUUCCAGUGCAACUGCACACCAGCAGAUGCCUCCCGCCAGGUCAGAUCCUAAUAUGGAGAAAGAGUCAUCUGAUGUUCCCUAUCUGGAUCAGAGAUCUCAACUUCCUAUCACAGUUGAUAAGCCCGCAGAUGACGGCUACAACUGGAGAAAAUACGGGCAGAAGCAAGUGAAGGGAAGCGAAUAUCCACGAAGUUAUUACAAAUGUACACAUCCCGGUUGCCCAGUCAAGAAAAAGGUUGAAAGGUCUUACGACGGCCAAGUGACUGAGAUCAUUUAUAAGGGUCAACAUAACCAUCAGCCACCUCAACCCAUCAAGCGAGGGAAAGAUACUGAAAAUCCAGAUGGAACCUUAAAUGUUCAGGGGAACUAUGAAUCAGGGUCAUCUAUCGCUGAAAGUAUGAAUAAGUACAGGGAGGGUUUACCUUCUAAUUUAUUAUCAAUGAGAGAUCAGGAAUUCAGCCAAGCUACUCCGGAACAGACUUGUGGAUCUAGUGAAAGCGAGGAAGCAGGUGAUGCUGAAACUGGAGCAGACGAAAGGGAUGAUGAUGAACCUGAAUCAAAGAGAAGGAAUAUCGAAGUUAGGUCAUCUGAGCUUACCUCAUCCCACAGGACAGUAACAGAACCUAGGAUUAUUGUUCAGACAACCAGCGAAGUUGAUUUAUUAGAUGAUGGCUAUAGGUGGCGGAAAUAUGGCCAGAAAGUGGUUAAAGGAAAUCCAUAUCCAAGGAGCUACUACAAAUGCACAAGCCAAGGAUGUAAUGUCCGGAAGCAUGUGGAACGGGCUGCUAGUGAUCCAAAAGCCGUCAUAACAACAUACGAGGGUAAACAUAAUCACGAUGUUCCUGCAGCCAAGAACAGCAGUCACAACACAGCCAAUAUGGUUUCACAAUUAAGGCCACAAAACAACAUACUCAAUAAUCAGCCCACAGCUCCUAGACCACAACAAGGAAUAGCAAGUUUACGGUUUAAGGAAGAGCAAAUUACAUAGGUGGGAUUGAGUCACUAUCAGGUACAGUAUCAAAACACAGGUGGUUCAACGGAUGAAUUCAUCACACGGAUGGAUGGCGAACUGAGAAACUAGCUGUGGAUGCGAGUGGUUUGCUGUUUGCGCUUGUUUUUUCAUGUCCGAAUUGGUUUCAAGGUGGUAUACGGUAUACGUAAAUUCCAAAACACAAAAAUGACACGGGGGGAUUUAGUUUAUACAAAAAAAAAAAAAAAAAUUUCUAGUGAAUGGAUAAAAUAGAAAUGGUUUUGUAAAUUGACAUAUUUUUAUUCCCUUUGACGUGUAGUGUUGGUAACGCAUUCUUUUGUAAAUUGCUUUUGAGUUUGAAAUCAGAAAACACAAUCUUUGAGCUUUUCGUUGCUGAAUGUUGCCAAACCCUGCUGUCUUUGCUGAUAGCUACAUUUGUUUUCUUAUUAUUUCCCUUGUACUCUUGAGACUAUGAAGGUGCGACGCAAGAAAUAUUUUAUUUUGAUGCAUUUUUAUUUUUUAUUUAUUUAUUUAUUUAUUUUUUUGACAAGAAUGACAAUUUCUAUUGUUGACUGACCACAACAUUACAUAGG
This is a messenger RNA of Oldenlandia corymbosa var. corymbosa, 3283 nucleotides long. Lineage: Eukaryota; Viridiplantae; Streptophyta; Magnoliopsida; Gentianales; Rubiaceae. The record is from the annotation of a GenBank genome assembly.